This is a messenger RNA of Cygnus atratus (black swan), 4064 nucleotides long. RefSeq names its product RNA polymerase I subunit B (gene POLR1B). Lineage: Eukaryota; Metazoa; Chordata; Aves; Anseriformes; Anatidae. Gene Ontology annotation, molecular function: ribonucleoside binding; DNA binding; DNA-directed RNA polymerase activity. The record is from RefSeq and is a predicted model, not a curated record. The coding region runs from base 17 to 3397 and encodes 1126 amino acids. Gene Ontology annotation, biological process: DNA-templated transcription. The transcript is spliced from 15 exons. Gene Ontology annotation, cellular component: nucleus; RNA polymerase I complex.
GCGCGGUGCGGGCGGCAUGGAGGGCGGCCCGGUGCCGGUCGGCGGCCAGCAGCGCCGCUUGAGGCGGCGGCCGCGGCCCCGCGGCGGGGUGCAGCGCGACCUGCCCGCCGCCCACAUCGACUCCUUCAACUACGCCAUCAGCGAGGGGGUGUACCAAGCCCUGCAGGACAUCUCCCCGGUGGAGUUCGCCCUGAGGAACAGCCGCGUGUCGCUGGCCAUCGCCGGCGCCGCCAUCUCGCCGCCCAUGGUGCCGAAGGGGGCCGUGUGCCGGGAGGUGAAGGUGUACCCCGCCGAGUGCCGGGGGCUGCGCAGCACCUACCGCGGCAAGAUCACGGUUGACAUCAGCUGGUCAGUGAAUGGCAUUCCACAAGGGACUAUUAAACAUCCUGUGGGGUAUAUUCCAAUUAUGGUGAAGUCUAAAUUGUGCAGCCUCUAUAAUCUUUCUCCCCAAGAGCUCAUCCAGCACCAUGAGGAGGAAGAGGAAAUGGGAGGCUACUUCAUAAUUAAUGGCUUAGAAAAAGUUAUUAGAAUGCUGAUUAUGCCCAGGCGAAAUUUCCCUCUUGCAAUGACAAGACACAAGUGGAAAAACAGAGGCCCUGGCUUCACAGAGUAUGGAGUAGUGAUGCACUGUGUUAAGGAGGAGCACACUGCAAUAAAUAUGAACCUUCACUACUUGGAAAACGGUUGCGUCAUGUUGAACUUCAUUUUUCAGAAAGAGCUGUUCUUCCUUCCCUUGGGAUUUGCUCUUAAGGCAUUAGUUAAUUUCACAGACUACCAGAUUUUUAAAGAGCUGGUCAAAGAUAAGGAAAACGACACCUUUUAUGUGAACUGCGUUACUGAGAUGAUAAGAGCAGUAGCAGAUGCAGGCUGUUACACGCAGCAAAACGUCCUCGAAUACCUUGGAAAGAGCUUCAGAGUAAAACUGAACCUCCCAGAGUGGUACAGCAAUGAACAGGCUGCAGAUUUCAUUUUCAACAAGUGUAUCUGCAUACACCUAACAGACAGAACUGAAAAGUUCUACCUGCUUUGUAUGAUGACCCGAAAGCUGUAUGCUUUUGCCAAAGGGGAGUGCAUGGAGGAUAAUCCUGACAGUCUGAUGAAUCAAGAAGUGCUUACGCCAGGACAGCUUUACCUUAUGUUCUUAAAGGAGAGGCUUGAGAACUGGCUGCAAUCUGUUAGAUUUGUUUUGGAGAAGAGAACAGAAAAGGCAGAUAUCGACAUAAAUGCUGACAGCUUGAUGAAGGCAUUCAGCCUGACAGCAGAUGUUACCAAGGCAUUUGAGUAUCUUCUUGCAACUGGCAACCUGCGAUCUAAAACUGGCCUGGGCAUGUUACAGGACAGCGGUCUGUGUGUGGUGGGAGACAAGCUGAAUUUCGUUCGCUACCUUUCCCACUUCCGCUGCGUACACAGAGGCUCAGCGUUUGCCCAGAUGAGAACCACAACUGUACGCAAGCUGCUGCCCGAAUCCUGGGGGUUCCUGUGUCCGGUGGACACCCCUGAUGGAGAGCCCUGCGGUCUGAUGAACCACAUGACAGCUGUGUGUGAAAUAGUGACAGAGAUGGUGCCCGUGAGAGACCUUCCACCUUUGUUAUGUGCCCUAGGUGUUGUCCCCAUUGAUGCGACUCCAAGCAGGCCUUACGCUGAGUGUUACAGAGUGGUAUUGGAUGGUGCUGUGGUGGGCUGGGUGGAGUGUGACCUGGCUCCUCAGGUUGCAGAAGCCCUCCGGCGUUUCAAGAUAACUCAAGAGAAAAGAUUUCCUGCACGGGCAGAAGUGGUCCUUAUCCCAAUGACCGGAAAACCCAGUCUGUAUCCUGGCUUGUUCAUUUUUACUACCCCUUGCCGGAUGGUGCGGCCUGUCAAAAACCUGCUGUAUGGAAGGAAAGAAUGGAUUGGCACUCUGGAACAGAUCUUCAUGAACGUGGCCACCAUGGAGUCAGAGGUGGUUCCUGGAGUGACCACUCACCUGGAGCUCUUCCCUCACAGCAUUCUGAGUGUGGUGGCCAACCUCAUCCCCUUCUCCGAUCACAAUCAAAGUCCACGAAACAUGUACCAGUGCCAGAUGGGAAAGCAAACCAUGGGGUUUCCAGUUUAUAACUACAGGGACCGCUCAGAUAACAAGCUGUACCUCCUUCAUACUCCCCAGAGCCCUCUGGUGAGGCCCAGAAUGUAUGACUACUACAGCAUGGACAGCUACCCAGUCGGUACCAACUCAAUUGUGGCUGUCAUCUCCUACAGUGGCUAUGACAUGGAAGAUGCAAUGAUUGUGAACAAGUCUUCCUGGGAGAGAGGGUUCGCUUACGGAAGCGUUAUCAAGAUGGAGAGCAUUGACCUUUCCCUUAAAGCCAACAGGGGAGACGAUAAUUUGGUAUUUGGUAUCAGGCCUGGUGAUCCGAAUGUUGCAGAGAAGUUAGAUGCUGAUGGACUGCCUUUUAUUGGCUCCAUCCUACAGCCAGGGGACCCGUUCUACAGCUACAUGAACCUCAACACGGGGGAGGCCUUCACUGUGUACUAUCAGAAUAAGGAGGUGGGCAUUGUAGACAACAUCAAGUUAUGCAGUAACGACCGUGGCACCGGGAAAUUGAAGAAGGCUUGCAUCACCGUGAGAGUUCCCCGAAAUCCAACUGUCGGCGACAAAUUCGCCAGCCGUCACGGGCAGAAAGGCAUCCUGAGCCAGCUCUGGCCGGUUGAAGACAUGCCGUUCACGGAGAACGGGAUGGUUCCAGACAUCCUCUUCAACCCCCACGGGUUCCCCUCCCGUAUGACCAUCGGGAUGCUAAUCGAGAGCAUGGCGGGGAAGUCGGCAGCACUGCACGGUGUCUGCUACGACGCCACUCCCUUCACCUUCUCGGAGGAGGACUCGGCUCUGAAAUACUUCGGCGAGACUUUAGUGAGCGCGGGUUACAACUUCUUUGGGACGGAGAAGAUGUACAGCGGGAUCAGCGGCCUGGAGCUGGAGGCAGAGAUCUUCGUGGGAGUCGUGUACUACCAGCGCCUGCGCCACAUGGUCUCGGACAAGUUCCAGGUGAGGACAACGGGCCCUCGGGACUCUGUCACCAACCAGCCCAUCAAGGGAAGGAACGUGGAAGGUGGGAUUCGCUUCGGCGAGAUGGAGCGUGACGCACUGCUGGCCCACGGCACGUCCUUCUUGCUGCACGACCGCCUCUUCAGCUGCUCCGAUGGCUCCGAAGCCUACGUCUGCACGAGCUGCGGCAGCAUGCUCUCUCCUCUGCUGCAGCGGCCGCCGCCUUCCUCUGUGGCGAGCAACAGGAGGUAUUCCUGCUUGCUGUGUGGCAGGGUGGACACCAUCCAGGUUAUCCCGGUGCCCCACGUCUUCCGUUACUUCGUGGCAGAGCUGGCAGCCAUGAACAUCAAGCUAAGGCUGACGCUGGAGCAGUGAUUGUGCUGCGGGGAGGGAGGAAGCACGCGUUAGUCCUGCGUUUGCCCCCGGAGGGUUUCAAGCUUUAUGUCAGUUCUCAAGUUCUUAAAACGGUUGCAAGGUUAAUUUGAGGUUUGUAUUGAGAUGGGGCUGUCUUAGCAACUCGUGAAGCUGCAUCGAGAAGAAAUGCAGCUCCGCCGCCAUUUGUUUACCCUUCAUAAAGGAUCACUAGCUGUCGAGAUACGGUGUAUGGAAAUCAAGCAAUAUCAGUGCUCCCACCAGGAAAGUGUGGGGGGGGGUUCCUCGUUCUCUGAGCGCUGGCUGCAGCCACAAAGACAGAGAGGUCACAGAACAGCAUGAAGUGAAUGCUGGGACUAGACAGUGCGUUGCACUGUUCUGUAAUUCUUUAUUUUUAUUUUAUUUCUUGCAUUUGGCUGAAGAACAAAGUAGAUGGCUUUGCAGCCUGGCACCUACCUUGGCUCCAGCAGCUCUGCGGUGCUGGGGGAGCAGGCACAAGGCACAGGCUCCCCGUCUCGAGUCCCUGGAGGCAGCAGCACAAGUUUGAUGCCAGCCGCGUCUCCCAUGUUCGGGGAGAGCCGGGGUGGCGCUGGGACCUGCUCAGCCCCGCUGCUUGCGGUGAGGGCACAAAGGAGAAUUUUUCACUUGUUAAGAGUUCUUUAUAUGUUUC